Molecule: messenger RNA, 2310 nt
Organism: Seminavis robusta
Lineage: Eukaryota; Bacillariophyta; Bacillariophyceae; Naviculales; Naviculaceae
Source: the annotation of a GenBank genome assembly
AUGGACCGGGGAGCAAACGGAUGCAUCCUUGGAAAGGAUGUCCGUGUUGUACACCUAUAUGGUAGAUACAUCGAUCUCAGUGGAAUCGAUGAUCACACUGUUCAAAACUUACAGCUGGCCACAGCUGCUGCCUACAUCCUCACGGAUCAUGGCCCCAUCAUCGGCCUCUUCCAUCAAGGUGCCAUCAUGUCCCGUGGAAAAACCAUCCUGUCCCCAGGCCAAUUGGAACACUUCGGUUGUGAUGUCCAUGACAAGUCAAGACUGUCCACUGGCACUGACCCAUACUUUGUAACACCCAAUGGAUUCAGAAUACCCAUGGCUGUCAAGUCUGGGCUACCCUAUGUCCAACUCAGGCCACCUACUGAUGAUGAACUUGAUGAUAGUGCCAUUCCCCAUGUGGACCUAACCAGCCCCCAUGUUUGGGACCCAUCUUGCCUUGAUUCGGUACCAGCUGCUGAUUGGUUUGACCAGCAGAACAAUGACCUCUACGAUGAUGGGGAGUCCCCAUUGGACCCACUUGGUAAACUCCGAGACUUUGACGACGACUUUAAUGAUUGCUCCGACCGGAAUCACCUGUCUAUUUACCGCCGAGGCAUUAUCAAAGCCAUGGCCCACCUGAUCGAUGACGAACUGUCCGUUCCUUCACUGGUCCAACGGGAAUCCAAUGGAUAUGACUCUGACUCAUCCGAUGAGUCUCUCUCUGAUUCCCCUCGGUCAUGCCACAUCCAGACCCGGUCACAGCUCAGGCAACGUCAACGUCAACGUCAACCACCCCCACCCGCCCCUACUGCAACACCUUUACCUUCGGAUGCUGGGGAGAAAUUGCACAAGGAGACACCUACAGCUGGCAUUCCAACUGCAGCCAAGCCUCCCAGCCUAAGAUCACCCUCAGGAAAGGCCAAACCAGUGGUCGAAACGGUACUGCAAGAUGACAAUACGGACCAACCCAAAUCCAACAACAGGGCCAAGCACCACACUGGACUAGAGCACCCCACCAACUCAAGGAAGCUCAAAACCCCAGAUGUCUCAGAACUCCGACGUUUCUUCCCUGGUGUCACCGAUGAAACCAUCAAGAGGACAUUCAAUGCCACCACACAGUAUGGCACCAAAGGUGCAACUAAGGGAAGGACUCUGAGAGGGCAAAUCGUAUCACCCAACCCCAUCUUGAACAUACCAAGAAGGCACGAGGACGUGGCCACUGACACCAUCUAUGGUAGCACCCCAGCUAUUAAUGACGGGUCUACAGCUGCCCAACUGUUCAUUGGAAGGACCUCACACUACAGGACACUCCGCCCUGGUGGGAAGUCUGACGCCAGCUACAUCAAGAACCUGAUGGACGAGAUCAGGAAGCUAGGUGCCAUGAAUAGGAUGCGAUCUGACAAUGCCCAAGCUCAAUGCAAUGAAAGGGUCAAGGACGUCUACAGGACCUUCUGUAUCGAUGACUGGCAGUCUGAGCCCUACAGGGGGAACCAGAACUUCGCCGAACUAGGUUGGAAGGAUACCAAGAGGAAGAUCCAGAUGGUCUUGGACACCAGGAAUGUCCCUUCUGACUGCUGGUUACUGUCUGGACAGUUUAUCUGUGCCCUACAGAACCACAUUGCACUUGAGGUACUUGGAUGGAGGACCCCAUUCGAAUGGUUGUUUGGAUUCACCCCUGACAUCUCUGCCCUCAUCCAGUUCGAGUUCUAUGAACCCGUCUACUACCAAAAGUAUGGCGGAUCCUUUCCCAAGGACUCGGCCGAGGCCAUUGGUCGGUUCGUUGGAGUUGCAGAGGAUGUAGGACAUGGUAUGACCUACAAGAUACUGACUGGGUCUGGGAAGAUCAUCACAAGAGCAGUGGCACGAACAGCAAGGAAGGGAGCUGAAUUCAGCAACUGGAAGGCUGAUGAGUUGGCACCCAAGCUGGCACCCAAACCCAAACCAAUCUCAGGACGAAAGUCCCCAGUUAGUGAAGCUGACCCUAGAGUCGGGGCCACUAUGGAGACCAAUGUACUUAAGAAAGAAAGUGGAUUGGACGAAACAGAAGGAAACGAGGAGUUCUUUGCAGCCAUCCGCAAAGACAUCAGCUCAAGCCUCCAAGACAAGGAUGUGCUGAAUGGUGGUAGUCUUCCCACAAUCGACAUCACCAACCUCCUCAACAGAUCCUUCAUCACCAACCCCAACGAGGAAGGAGAACAAUCUCGAGCCAAGGUUGUAUCUGCCGAACCUACUGGGGAGACAGAUGCAGAUGGAUCUGAAGCCGUCUACAGAUUCAGGUGCAAGCACGGGGAGGACUACUUUGAUGAGUAUCAAUAUCCAUCUAUGCAAUGA